Ctenocephalides felis (cat flea) is the source of this 1318-nucleotide messenger RNA. RefSeq lists its product as uncharacterized. The transcript is spliced from 5 exons. Gene Ontology annotation, cellular component: nucleus; mitochondrial inner membrane. Lineage: Eukaryota; Metazoa; Arthropoda; Insecta; Siphonaptera; Pulicidae. Gene Ontology annotation, molecular function: metal ion binding; single-stranded DNA endonuclease activity; nucleic acid binding. Bases 47 to 1318 code for a protein of 423 amino acids. The record is from RefSeq and is a predicted model, not a curated record. Gene Ontology annotation, biological process: apoptotic DNA fragmentation.
AUGAAUUGUGAACUCCGUUUUGGAUUUUGAUUAGUCAGAGUGCAAAAUGCAGUUUGUGACAAUUGUGCUGUUUAUUUGUGCUGCUGCAGCAGGAUGUCAUGCUGCUCCAGGAUUCCUAACAGACUUCCUAUCCAACUUCAACAUCUUCAAUAACCACACCAGCAACCAAAUCUCUAGCAUCUCCGAAGACAUUCAACCAUUCGCAAAAUGCAGCAUACAACUCAAAGACUUCACCUACAAACAACCAGUAUUUCUUCAAGGCGGAAAAAUCUGGCGACAAACUGCUCCGACACUAAACUUUACUGGCAAAAUCACUUUGGCAUGUCCUGGAGGCACUAAUAUCCUCACAACCACCGAAGAUCAGAUUUCCCAGGCGUCUUGUUCUGGUGCAAAAUUAAGGUACUCUGGCCAAACUUUUGCACCAGGUGAUGUAACUUGCAAAACUUCGGUUACUGGUGAUGUGCAGACAACAAGACAAACUUGUGCAGGUGGUAAAGGUACAUGGUCAAUUGUGGGUUUUGAUUUGAGAAAUGGCAGUUUUGUAGAACUUUACAAAGUUUGUUACAACCAGAGUACUGGUGAUGCCGUCUACUCGCACCACAAGUUGGCAGGGAAAAGCAUCGGAUUUAAGCAGAUUGAGCCAAAUCGUCCAUCCUUCAAGUCAGCAGGAUCAGCUCCUGGUGUUUCACCAGCAGUCGCAUACAAAGGCAACGAGCAACUCGAGAUGUUCAGCAAACUUCUCGGAAAACGCCAAGCCAAAAAGUUUAUAGAGUUGGACAAAAAUAAAAUUCUGGCACGAGGGCACUUGGCACCUGAUGGAGACUUUUCUUUGGUGCCUCACCAAUUUGCAACAUACUUCUACAUCAACGUUUGCCCACAAUGGCAAGUCGUCAACGCCGGCAACUGGUUGAAAGUCGAAACAAUGGUAAGACAGUUAUCUGUAUCUCGUCAAGACGAUUUCGAAGUCUACACAGGAACUUACGACAUUUUAUCCUUGCCAGACCAAAACAAUAACCACCAACCCCUAUUUUUGACAGAAAACCAAAAAAUUUCAGUUCCCAAAUAUUUGUGGAAAGUCGUCUAUAACAAAAGGCGUCAAGAAGGCAUUGCUUUGGUAACUUUGAAUAAUCCUUAUGAAGAAACCAAGCCUGAUUAUUUGUGCAAGAAUAUUUGCGAGGAUAAUAAUUGGAUCCACGAUGGUUUCGAAAAUUUGGACAAAGGUUUCACUUAUUGUUGUGAUGUAAAUGAUUUGAGGAGGAAAGUUGACACUGUUCCUUCUUUGGGUGUCAAAAAAGUGUUGAAGUUUGAGAAAAAAUAA